Molecule: messenger RNA, 694 nt
Organism: Lactuca virosa
Lineage: Eukaryota; Viridiplantae; Streptophyta; Magnoliopsida; Asterales; Asteraceae
Source: the annotation of a GenBank genome assembly
UUAGACUCAUAAUUGAAUUGAAGUUCAAACCGCAUCGCAGGUUGCAUUUGCAGCCGCAGAUCACUUCGCCCGCCCAAACUCCUCUUUCUUCUGCCCCAAACUAAUUUGAAAUCCACUUAAAUCUCUCUGCAAUCUAAUCUUCGAUCUACUCAAUUCAGAUGGCUGCCAACGUUGAUUCUUCUCCGUCUCCUCUUUCUUCGAAGAAAGAGAACUUGACACCAGUUAAUUCAAAGAUUUCGGAAUUGAGAGAAUCGCGAGCAGAACUGUUAGAUAGAAUUCAAAAUUUGAAGAAUGAUCUUCAAAGUUGGAGAUCAAAAUUAGAUACUCAAGUUAAAAGCUACCGUGAUGAGCUUUCAGAUCUGAAGAAAACUUUGAAUGUGGAAGUGGAUCAGCUUCGAUCUGAAUUUCAAGAACUAAGAACAACUCUUCAACAGCAACAAGAAGAUGUUACUGUUAGUUUAAAGAACUUGGGUUUGCAGGAUGUUUCAGGAGAUGUUAAAGAUACUGAAGGUUCAAAGGUGGAAGGAGAGAACAUAUGAAACGAAGUUUGAAUUAAGAGGUUGCCAGCAAGUGUGCCAUGCCGACGUGUUAGUUUUGAUGAUGUGGUAUGUGACAUCGAAAUAUGUAAAAAUUGAAAAAAAAAUCUAAAAUAUAAUGAUUUUUCUGAAGUUUUUAAAAUAUAGUGACUUUUGGG